Nerophis lumbriciformis (worm pipefish) is the source of this 9174-nucleotide messenger RNA. It is a transcript of the gene erap1b, whose product is annotated as endoplasmic reticulum aminopeptidase 1b. The record is from RefSeq and is a predicted model, not a curated record. Lineage: Eukaryota; Metazoa; Chordata; Actinopteri; Syngnathiformes; Syngnathidae. Gene Ontology annotation, molecular function: peptide binding; metalloaminopeptidase activity; zinc ion binding. Gene Ontology annotation, cellular component: cytoplasm; membrane. Gene Ontology annotation, biological process: proteolysis; peptide catabolic process.
GGAAAAUCCCCCAGCAUGCAUCGCUUCUCAAACUGUCAGAUAUACUUUCUUCACGUGUUUUAGCGCCGGAGGCAGCCAAGUGAAACAUUAAAGGUGGUCUAAGUUGCCAUCAUGCCACAGGCUGCUCUUGGCUUGCUGCUGAUGUUUGUGUACUCGGGUUCCUCGUUGGGAGCACAGCUGCCACAUUUGAAGCCACCUGACAUCCCCGGCUCUCGCCCCUUCCCUUGGGACCAGAUGAGACUCCCCAAAACCGUCUUCCCCGUCCACUAUAUGCUGACCAUCCACCCCAACUUAACCACCUUGAACUUCAAGGGCAUCGUUCGCAUCCAGCUGGACGUACGCGAGGACACCACAGCCAUCGUCCUUCACGCCAAGCAGUUGAAGACCUUCAAUGUGAAGCUUAGGACGCCUGAGGGUGUGGGGGAUCUGCAAGUUCUGGAAAAUCCUUAUCAUCAGCAACUAGCCUUGGUCUCAGACGAGGUGUUGACCAAAGGGAAGGACUACGAGGUCGAGUUGGAGUUUUCUGCCGAGCUCUCUGACAGCUACCAUGGGUUUUAUAGGAGCAGCUACCGCACAAGCAGCGGGGAAGUCCGGAUGCUGGCGUCCACGCAGUUUGAAGCAACGUUUGCCCGAACCGCCUUCCCUUGCUUCGACGAGCCCGCCUUCAAGGCCAACUUCACCAUCUCUGUCAUACGAGAGCCUCGACACAUCGCCAUAUCCAACAUGCCUAAGACAAAAACGCUAGCGUUGCCUGGAGAUGUGCUGGAGGAUCGCUUUGGCACCACGGUGAAGAUGAGCACGUACUUGGUGGCCUUCAUCGUGUCUGACUUCCAGUCCGUGAGCAAGUACACCCAGCAAGGCGUCAAGAUUUCCGUCUACGCCGUGCCUGAAAAAGUCAACCAGACAGGUUUCGCACUGGAUGUUGCUGUCAGGCUGCUGGAUUUCUACGACAACUACUUCAAUAUUGCCUACCCGCUGCCCAAACAGGACCUGGCUGCCAUCCCUGACUUCCAAUCGGGAGCUAUGGAGAACUGGGGUCUGACCACCUACCGAGAAGGAGCCCUUCUCUACGACCCCGACCAGUCGUCCGUCUCAGACAAAGUGCACAUCACUAAGAUCAUCGCUCAUGAGCUCGCACACCAGUGGUUUGGCAACUUGGUGACGAUGGAGUGGUGGAGUGACUUGUGGCUCAACGAGGGCUUUGCCAAGUUCAUGGAGUUUAUUUCUCUCGACAUCGUCUACCCUGAGCUACAGACGGACGACAUGUUCUUGAUGAAGUGUUUCCAUGCCAUGGAGGUUGACAGUCUGGCCUCGUCUCACCCCAUCUCCACCCCAGUGGAAAACCCCACCGAGAUCCAAGAAAUGUUUGACAACGUGUCUUAUGACAAGGGAGCGUGCAUUCUGAAUAUGAUACAAGUCUUCCUGACGCCCGAGGCUUUCGAGGUGGGGAUUAUCCGCUACCUGAAACGAUACAGCUACCGGAACACCGUCAACAGCCACUUGUGGGAGAGCCUGACAGAUAUUUGCAAUGGGGAUGAUUUGCAAGAAGCCCCGCCUAAACAAAAGGAAUUCUGCUCCAAACGCGACCUCGAAUCUGGAAAAUCAUAUGAUGACAAUUUGAAUGUCAAGACCAUCAUGGACACAUGGACGCUACAGCAGGGCUUCCCGCUGGUCAGUGUGGAGGUCAAAAACCGCGGGGUUUGGCUAACCCAGGAGCGUUACCUGAAGAGCGGGGACGCUGCCUACACUGAACGCAGAUUUGUUUGGUGGAUCCCUCUGACCUACAAGACUAGUGUUUCCAACACAACACAGCAUCACCUGAUGAAGUCAGAGGCGGACAUCCUGCGCCUGCCAGAUGAGGUCGAGUGGCUGAAGUUCAACGUGGACAUGAGCGGCUACUACAUUGUCCACUAUGCCAAUAAAGGUUGGCGCGCCAUCAUUAAACUGCUGCAAGACAACCACAAUGCGCUGAGCGGCAAAGACAGAGCCAGCCUCAUACACGACGUCUUCCGGCUUGCCAGCAUAGGGAAAGUGGACCUGGCGACAGCUCUGGACUUGUCCACGUAUCUUUCCAAAGAGACUGACAUCAUGGCCGUGAGUCAGGGCCUCGGAGAACUCUUACCUAUCUACAAGCUGAUAGAGAAGAGAGAAAUCACUCAAUUGGAGAUAAGCAUGAAGCGUUACAUUCUGGACCUGUUCAAGGGUUUGAUCAGCCAACAGAAGUGGGACGACUCAGGUUCCGUGUCUGAGCGAAUGCUGCGCAGCCACCUGCUGCUGUUUGCCUGCGUCAGGAACUUCACUCCGUGCGUGACCAAAGCCCAGCAGCUGUUCGACAUGUGGAAAGACUCCGACGGCGACAUGAGCCUCCCCGUUGACGUCAUCAUGGCCGUGUACGUCGUCGGGGCUCAAACAUCGGAAGGGUGGGACUUCCUGUUGGAGAAGUAUCGACGGUCUUUGCAAAUAUCCGUGAAAACACACAUCAAGGCUGCCUUGACGUUCACCCCGCUGCGUGACAAGCUCAAAUGGAUGUUGGAGCAGUCUCUUCUUGGCGAGGUGAUGGAAACUCAUGACCUCCCAGAGGUGAUUUUUUAUGUCAGCAGGAACCCCAUCGGCCACAAACUCGCCUGGGACUUCAUCCGCGCGAACUGGCAGACCUUGAUCGAAAAGUUUGAACUUGGCUCCUCCUCCAUAGCGCACAUGGUGACAGGGGUGACCAGCCAUUACUCCACAUCAGCAAUGCUCGAGUCGGUGCAGAAUUUUUUUGGUUCUUUAACGGAGGAGACGGGCUCAGAGAUGAGGUGUAUCCAGCAGGCUUACGACACCAUCCAAGACAACAUCAACUGGGCCAAUAACAACUUCCCCAAACUGCAGUCCUGGCUGAGCAAACAGCACCAUGUUCGAAAUAAACCUAAACCUAAACCUAAACCAACCAACCCACAUCUGCAUGUGGACUUGUAGCGGACACAAAAGGGAUUUCAUUUUUUUUACAUAAAUUCCCCAAAAUUGUGUGCUGGGGAAGGCUGGUGGUCCAGUAUUUGAGAGAACAAUCCAAAGUUGACUGCAGUCAUGUAAACAUAAACAAACACACGAGUCGCAAAUUUGAGGACUUGAGGCUUGCUUGACCAACUCUGAUAAAAGAGUGGACUUGGUUUUUGUGACUUGAGACUUGACUUGGACUUCGGGGUAGGGUUGGGCGAUUAAACGAUAUCAAUAUAAAUCGUGAUAGACACGUAAUCGAUAUCAAUGCAAUACAAAACGUAAACAUUUUUUUUUCUUCUUCGUCGGAAGAAACCAGAAGUUGCAAAGGAACUCGCUCUCUGGUAACCAAGCAACACAUGAAGUGAUCACUCAUCAGUGGGAGUGACAAGCUAACAACCAAUUAGGUAACGGUAUCAACUAUAAUGUUUGGUUGCGCCAUUUUACACUGAAUUAGUAAUCUUACUCUUGAUUUUAAUUGUAUUAAAUAAUUAUAUGUAACCUUUCUACAGUUUAAUAGACUAAAACUUGUCAAACGACAUGAAAGCAUUCGUCAAUCACAAAGAUUAUUAUUUUUUUAACACAUAAACCUUAGGCUUAGGUCAGGCUGAUUAGAAAAACAGGUACUUACGAAAUAUACCGCAUAAGAAAGGGAAUCAUAAAUAACUGAUGAAAAAUACAAUUAUGUUGUGAUAAAAUAAACUAUAUGAAUGAUAAUUAAUAUGUUUCUUAAUUAAACUGCUAAAAAAUUACAGCUUCACCACUUUAGUCAUAUUUUUUUGCGCUUAAAAUACUUCUCUAUGACUGUAGCUCCAUUUUUUCCCCCGUUUGUUUGGGAUUGUCAUUACUGCCACAAGUGGUGGGAAAGGGUAUUGCAACUGAGUAUUACCGUGGCCCAUACGGACCACAGCCGAGAAACAGAUAUUUUUUGGCGGCCCAACAAUGGGCCCCUGUCCCUAUGGUUAAGAAACACUGCUUUAGAGCACAGCCGUAGCUUCUUGGCUCUAAUCCUGCAGAAAAUAUUUCUUCUCAGCUAUCUCUGUUUACGUUUUCACACUUUGCACUAUUUUGUUCCACUUUAUUAAGCAUUUAUUACGUAUUCCUUAUUUUUGCAGCUUUAAUUUAAGAGCUUAUUUUUACGUUUUUAAUGUGAUUUUAGAAUUUUGUUGACAUUGAGUGUUUCCCAUGCUUCCUUUCUGCCUUGAUAGCUGAGGGAGAUUAUUUAACAAUGACUUUUUUACUUAAAUAUUUGCAUUUUUCCAAAUAUAUAUUUUUUUGCUAAACUAUCUGUAACAGCUUCUUGCAGAUGUUGAAGGACGCCAGCCUUCUGAGGAAGAUGGCUCUGACCAUUCCCGCACAGAAGAGUUUGUGUUGGCAGUCCAGUCCAGUUUAUCCCCCAAUCUCUGGUAUUUGUAAGUGUGACCCACCUCCACCCAGUCAACCUUAAUGUUCUGGGUGCGUCCUGGUUCUCCUCAACGCCACCAUUUCCCUGGUCUUGGUGGUGUUGAGGAACAGGUGGUUCGAGUCCAUUGACCUUGGAAGUUGGAAGUGGGAGUUUGGAAUGACGUCAUAGUUGAGAUAUGAGCGAUUCUGGUCGGUAAUCAAGAUGGCCACAUCUAUGAAAAUCAUUGAUGUGGCCGUCUCCGUUUUUGCGCUUGCCUUGUCCGAAUAUAAAUAACUUCUGGGGGGUAAAUGCACUCUUUCUGCAACCUUCAAACACUGUGGAUGAAGAGAAAAUACAAACGCUAUUUCUAGCGAUGUAGAAUGUUUGUGUAUGUAUAUAUAUAUAUAUAUAUAUAUAUAUAUAUAUAUAUAUAUAUAUAUAUAUUUCAUGACACACUUUAGUAACGUUACCAUAUAUAAACGUUCAACAAUACAUUGUAUAUGGCUGAUUUAGUGCGGCACCAUUUCCCUGGUCUUGGUGGUGUUGAGGAACAGGUGGUUCGAGUCCAUUGACCUUGGAAGUUGGAAGUGGGAGUUUGGAAUGGCGUCAUAGUUGAGAUAUGAGCGUUCCAGGUCGAUAAUCAAGAUGGCCACAUCUAUGAAAAUCAUUGAUGUGGCCGUCUCUGUUUUUGCGCUUGCAUUGUCCGAAUAUAAACAACUUCUGGGUGGAAAAUGCACUCUUUCUGCAACCUUCAAACACUGGAUGAAGAGAAAAUACAAACGCUAUUUCUAGCGAUGUAGAAUGUUUGUGUAUAUAUAUAUAUAUAUAUAUAUAUAUAUAUAUAUAUAUAUAUAUGAGGUGGCGACUUGUCCAGGGUGUACCCCGCCUUCCGCCCGAUUGUAGCUGAGAUAGGCUCCAGCGCCCCCGCGACCCCAAAGGGAAUAAGCGGUAGAAAAUGGAUGGAUGGAUGGAUAUAUAUAUAUAUAUAUAUAUAUUACAUGACACACUUUAGUAACGUUGCCAUAUAUAAACGUCCAACAAUACAUCGUAUAUGGCUGAUUUAGUGCGGCAAAAACUAAUCAGAGGUGCUAAUAACGGAUAUUAUAAAAGCUUACUUUAUUGUUUACAUUCUGGGCAGCCAUCUUUGAAGCUUACCUCGGUAGUGGUGAAAAUGCUUUGACUUUUCCGAUUAGUAAGCAGUAAACGUGUCUUUAGCUAACUUAUUGUCAUGUCCGACGUUAUCAAGAAGCUUAACGUUUGCUUUUUGAAUGGUAAUGUAGCUUUUUAAACUAACAUGAAGCUAAUGUCAAUGUGAUGUUAUAUGAAGUAAUACACCGUUUUUUUAUGAUAACUAGUCUAGAUAACCAAGUGUUUUCAUCACGGCAGACAUUGCUUUAUUAUUAAUUACAUAAAGGUAAUAAAAAAAACCUGGUCUGAAAUGAUUUCCCAGUCUAUUGUUGAUCUAUAAAAUAAUAAAAGUAUACAUUCAAAUUUAACAUGAAGAAAACCCUCUUAGCAAAUCUCUCAAUUUAGACUUGAAGUAACACAACCAAAGUUACGGCCAAAAAUAGAGCAACAAUUUAUCCAAAAAUGUCUCCAAUAUUCUUGUUAUAAUUUUUAGUCUAAAAAUAUAACUAUAAGUUAAAAUGUUUUUUUUUGUUUUUUCAAUGUGUCAAUGCGAGCAUUUUAAUUUGACUUGCUAUAAGUACGACUCGACUUGUGACUUGCUUGUUUCUUACCAAAGUGACUUAGGACUAGCUUGAGACAUAAGGGUUAUGGGAUGGCACUAGCUUGAGACUUAAGGGUUAUGGGAUGACACUAGCUUGAGACUUAAGGGUUAUGGGAUGACACUAGCUUGAGAAGUUAGGGUUAUGAUAUGGCACUGCUUGAGAAGUUAGGGUUAUGAGAUAGCACUAGCUUGAGAAGUUAGGGUUAUGGGAUGGCACUUGCUUGAGAAGUUAGGGUUAUGGGAUGGGACUAGCUUGAGAAGUUAAGGUUAUGAGAUGGCACUAGCUUGAGAAGUUAGGGUUAUGAGAUGGCACUAACUUGAGAACUUAAGUUUAUGAGACGACACUAGCUUGAAACCUUAAAAGUAUGGACUUGAGACUUUAAGAUUAUGAGAUACCACUAGCUUGAGGACUUUAGGGAAGGACUUGAGACUUUUAGGUUACAAGAUGACACUAUCUUGAGAAUUUAAGAUUAUGAGAUGGCACUAGCUUGAGACUUUAAAGUAAGGACAGGAGACUUUAAGGUUACGAGAUGACGCUAUCGUGAGAAUUUAAGACUAUGCAAUGGCACUGGCUUUAGAUUUAAAGGGUAUGAGAUGGUACUAGCUUGAUAACUUAAUAUAAUAAGAUCGCUCUAGCUUGAGAACUUAAGGUUAUGAGAUGGCACUAGCUUGAGAACUUAAGGUACUGAGCUGGCGCUAUCUUAAAACCUUUAAGUAAGGACUUGAGACUUUAAGGUUAUGAGGUAGCACUAGCUUGAGAACUUAAAUGUUAUGAGAUAUCACUACAUUGAGACUUUAAGAUUAUGAGAUAGCACUAUCUUGAGACUUUAAGAUUAUGAGAUGGCACUAGCUUGAGACUUUAAGAUUAUGAGAUAGCACCAGUUUGAGACAUUAAAGUAAGGACUUGAAAACGUAAGGUUAUGACAUGAUAAUAGUGUGAGACUAAGGUUAUGAAAUUACACUAGCUUGAAACCUUAAAAGUAAAGACUUGAGACUUUAAGAUUAUGAGAUGACAUUAGCUUGAUACCUUAAAGUAAUGAUUUGAGACUUCAAGGUUAUAAGAUGGCAUUAGCUUGAGACUUCAAGGUUACAAGAUGGCACUAGCUCCAGAAUUUAAGGUAAUGAGAUGGCACUAGCUUGAGACUUUAAGGUUAUGAGAUAGCACAAGCUUGAAACUAAGGUUAUGAGAUGGCACUAUCUUGAGACUUUAAGAGUAUGAUAUGGUACUAGCUUGAGGUUUUAAGAUUAUGAAAUGGCACUAGUUUGAGACCUUAAAGUAAGGAUGUGAGACUUUAAGGUUGUGAGAUGGCACUAGUUUGAGAAGAUUAGAUAAGGACGUGAGACUUUAAGGUUAUAAGAUGACACUAGCUUGAGACCUUAAAGUAAUGAUUUGAGACAUUAAGGUUAUGAAAUGGCACUAUCUUGAGACUUUAAGAUUAUGAGACGGCACUAGUUUGAGAAUUCAAGGUUAUUAUAUGGCACUAUCUUGAAACUUUAAGGUUAUGAGAUGGAUCUUGACACCUUGGGAUUAUGAGAUGGCACUAUUUUGAGAUUUUAAGAUUAGGAAAUGGCAUCUUGAGACUUUAAGGUUAUGAGAUGUCACUAUCUUGAGACUUUAAGGUUAUUAUAUGGCACUAUCUUGAGACUUUAAUGUUAUGAGGUGGCACUAUCUCGAGACUAAGGUUAUUAGAUAGCACUAGCUUGAAACUUUCAUGUUAUUAUAUGGCACUAUCUUGAAACUUUAAGGUUAUUAGAUGGCACUAUCUUGAGAGUUUAAGAUUAUGAGAUGGCACUAGCAUAAAACUUUAAGGUUGUUAGAUGGCACUACCUUGAGACUUUAAGAUUAUGAGAUGGCACUAGCAUGACACUCUAAGGUUAUUAGAUGGCACCAUCUUGAGACUUUAAGAUUAUGAGUCGGCACUAGUUUGACACUUUGGGAUUAUGAAAUGGCAUUAUUUUGAGAUUUUAAGAUUAGGAAAUGGUAUCUUGAGACUUUAAGGUUAUGAGAUGUCACUAUCUUGAGACUUUAAGGUUAUUGUAUGGCACUAGUUUGAGACUUUAAAGUUAUGAGGUGGCACUAUCUUGAGACUUUAAGAUUAUGAGAUGUCACUAUCUUGAGACUUUAAGGUUAUUGUAUGGCACUAGCUUGAGACUUUAAAGUUAUGAGGUGGCACUAUCUUGAGACUUUGUGUGUGAAUGUGUGUGUGUGAAUGGGUGAAUGUGGAAAUAGUGUCAAAGCGCUUUGAGUUCCUUAAAAAAGGUAGAAAAGCGCUAUACAAGUACAACCCAUUUACCAUUUAAGAUUAUGAGAUGGCACUAGCAUGAGAGUUAAAGGUUAUCAGAUGGCUCUAUUUUGAGACUUUAAGACUAUGAGAUGGCAUUAUCUUGAGACUUUAAGAUUAUGAGAUUGCACUAGUUUGAGACUUUAAAGUUAUUAUAUGGCACUAUCUUAAGACUUUAAGAUUAUGAGAUGGCACUAGCAUGAGACUUUAAGGUUAUAAAAUGGCACUAUCUUGAGACUUUCAGAUUAUGAGACAGCACUAGAUUGAGACUUUAAGGUUAUUAAAUGGCACUAGCUUGAGACUUUAAGUUUAUUAGAUGGCACUAGCUGUAGAGUUUAAGGUACUUAAAGCACACCUCUGCUUUAAGCAGUCCGAUUGUAAAAUGGUUUUGUCUGUAGCUAUUGUUUUGUACUUUAAAAUGCUGUAGCCAAGUACAGCUUUGUCACAGUAAAUAUUACAUAAUCAAACCAACAAUUUAACUACGGAGAUUUAAAUAUUUAUUUUAUAUUUAUAAUGUCAUAUUCAUAAAGUGUCGGUUGGUUGGUUGAAAUGUAUUUGGAACAUGUAUACAGUAUCAAUGUGAUACAUCACAUAUUUGACAUCUUUUUUUUACAUGUCCAAAAACUAAAUUUACAUCAUGUGUUCUAAAUGCAUCAGUUCUUCUCAUAAGUAGUUCAAUCAGUUAUGGAUAACAUUUCAUUUUCAAUAAAUUCAUCACAGUUAAAUUCUUCAACUGGAAUCCUUUGCUCUAGUUUGGUUCCAAUAUUUACAAAGUAAUAAUUAAAGUCUUCCGCUACUUCGUU